Molecule: messenger RNA, 483 nt
Organism: Bathycoccus prasinos
Lineage: Eukaryota; Viridiplantae; Chlorophyta; Mamiellophyceae; Mamiellales; Bathycoccaceae
Product: endoribonuclease L-PSP
Exons: 2
Coding region: 1-483 (160 amino acids)
Cellular component (GO): cytosol
Molecular function (GO): deaminase activity
Source: RefSeq, a predicted model, not a curated record
AUGCAAGCGUACCAAUCAUCAUCCAUCACCGCGCGCAGUUUAUGCGCACUGUCUGCGGCCAAGAAACACCAAAUGAAGAAGCAAAGAAUCUCAACAACGGUCAAGGCGCAAGAGUUUAUCGCGACGGAUAAAGCGCCCGCCGCGGCUGGGCCGUACUCGCAAGGCAUCAAGUCUGGCGGCCUCCUCUACACGUGCGGAUGCGUCGCGUUCGUCCCGGAAACCAUGGAAAUCGUCGAAGGUGGCAUCGAAGCAGAAACGAGACAAGCGUUGACGAACAUGGGCGAGAUUUUGAAAGCCGGCGGUUCUGACUUUUCCAAGGUUGUCAAGACGACCAUCUUCAUCACGAACAUGGCGGAUUUCCCCAAAGUGAACGCUAUUUACAGCGAAUUCUUCAACACCCCGGGACCGGCGAGAUCUACGGUUGGCGUCGCGUCUUUGCCAAAAGGUGGUUUAAUUGAAAUCGAUGCCAUCGCGGAGUGCUAA